Pelobates fuscus (common spadefoot toad) is the source of this 832-nucleotide messenger RNA. It is a transcript of the gene YJEFN3, whose product is annotated as YjeF N-terminal domain containing 3. The coding region runs from base 64 to 804 and encodes 246 amino acids. The transcript has 6 exons. Gene Ontology annotation, cellular component: mitochondrion. The record is from RefSeq and is a predicted model, not a curated record. Lineage: Eukaryota; Metazoa; Chordata; Amphibia; Anura; Pelobatidae. Gene Ontology annotation, molecular function: NAD(P)HX epimerase activity.
CAGACAUUCAGCUGAGAGCAUCUAAAUCCUCAGACACAUCGAGAUAGCCACAAUACUGUUAAAAUGAGUAACUCGGGAUUUCACAAUAGUGACAUUCAAGGACCGUUAAAGUACAUCAGUAAAGAAGAAGCAGAUGCUUUGGAGAAGGAAUUGCUGGAAGACUAUCGGUUUGGCAAACAGCAGCUAAUCGAGAUACUGGGACAUAACUGUGCAACAGCGGUUACCAAGGCAUUCCCUUUGAGAGUUCUACCUAAAAAGCAGCCCACAAUCUUGGUGGUGUGUGGACCAGACCAGAAUGGGGCUAUUGGCUUGGUGUGUGCCAGACACCUACGUACUUAUGAUUAUGAACCUACAAUAUUUUAUCCAAAAAAGUCGACAGACGCCCUUUUCAAGGACUUUACCAUUCAAUGUGAAAAGAUGGACAUUCCUUUUCUAUCCUAUCUUCCAACAGAGGUGCAGCUAAUUAACGAUGCAUAUAAUUUAGUGGUGGAUGCUGUGCUCGGAGUAGAAGCAGAAUCACAAGAGAUGAAAGAACCAUGUGCAAGUAUUUUGGGGACAUUAAAACAGAUAAGAAUUCCCAUCAUCAGCCUAGAUGUUCCAUCAGGUUGGAAUAUGGAGACUGGAAACCCAGAUGGUAUCAACCCAGAAGUGCUGAUUUCCCUCAUGGCCCCGAAGAAAUGUGUUCUCCAAUAUACUGGGAAACAUCACUACAUCGCAGGGAGAUUUCUACCCUAUGAUAUACAGAAGAAAUUUGAACUCAACCUACCAAAGUACCCUGACACAGAUUGCGUGGUGCAGCUUUAGAACAUCAAACCUGCCUUGUGAAAUUUAG